Fukomys damarensis (Damara mole-rat) is the source of this 1431-nucleotide messenger RNA. It is a transcript of the gene Gja10, whose product is annotated as gap junction protein alpha 10. The record is from RefSeq and is a predicted model, not a curated record. Gene Ontology annotation, biological process: cell communication. NCBI's taxonomy places the organism in Eukaryota, Metazoa, Chordata, Mammalia, Rodentia, Bathyergidae. Gene Ontology annotation, cellular component: connexin complex.
AUGGGGAAUUGGAACUUACUGGGUGGCAUCCUAGAGGAAGUUCACUCCUACUCAACCAUAGUAGGGAAAAUCUGGCUGACAAUCCUCUUCAUCUUCUGAAUGCUGGUACUUGGUGUGGCUGCUGAAGAUGUCUGGGAUGAACAGUCAGCAUUUGCCUGCAACACCCAGAAACCAGGUUGCAACAGUAUCUGUUAUGAUGAUGCUUUCUCUAUCUCUUUAAGGGUUUUACAGAUCAUCUUUGUAUCUUCUCCUUCUCUGGUGUAUAUGGGUCAUGCACCUUAUAGACUCAGAGACUUUGAAAAAGAAAGUCAUAGGAAAUAGUUAUGCCUUAGAACCCAAAUGGAGAAUCCAGAAGUUUACCUGGUGGAGCAACAAAGGAUAGAGGAAUUGAAGAGGUUGGAGGAACAGAAGGGCAUCCAUAAAGUCCCUUUGAAAGGAUGUCUGCUACGUACUUAUGUCUUACAUAUUUUAACCAGAUCUCUGCUAGAGGUAGAGUUUAUGAUAGGCCAAUAUACCUAUGGAUUUCAAAUGCAACCCCUUUACAAAUGCACCCAACCUCCUUGCCCCAGUGAAGGGGAUUGUUUUGUAUCUAGGCCCACAGAGAAAACCAUUUUCAUGCUCUUUAUGCACAGCAUUGCAACCAUCUCCUUGCUACUGAAUAUACUGGAAAUAUUUCACCUGGACUCCAGGAAAAUCAUGAGGGCACUUUAUGAUUACUCCAGCAGUGGGGACAUUGAGAAUGGAAGAAGUCUUCCAUUCUAUUCGAAAAAAUAUUCAGGGCCCCAGCAGUGUAUGAUUUGCUCUUCACCUGAAAAGACUUCUUUACUUCAACCCAACAACCAACAGCAGGUCACCCAAGCCAAUGUGCCAAAGUCUAAAACCAUUUGGCAUACCCCACAGCCCAGGCAACUUGCGGUCGAUUUUUCCUGUAGCCAAAAAGCCUGGGCUGAGAAGGAUCAGCACGACGGACAGCUCUAUGUCCGCAGCCCUGAUGACAGUUCCAGGAUUCAGCACCCGGGACAGCAACCAAACAAUUUCCUCGGCCCAGGGAACACAACGUCCCAGUCUUGCCUAGGUGCGGUGAUGGCUUUCAGAUAUUGUUCCUCCUACACAUUAGGAACCUGGGAGCAAUCCCAUGACUUGGCACCCUUGGGUGAACCUGUCACAGAUCUGCACUGUCACUGUACAGGGAGUGAUGGCAGUGUAAGAGAGAGUGGGGUCUGUACAAGAUCUGACCCAGGCAGUUGUAAGGCCAGCUUUCUUUCCAGAUGGAUGUUUGAGAAGGGACGGUUGCACAGAGAUUCAAGAAGCUCCAGUUCUCUGAAUAGCUCCUGCUUGGAUCUUCCACACCGGAAAAGCAGCUCCUCCUCUCUGCCCUCAUCCACUAGACACAGAACAUCGAUAGUAAGUAAAGACAGACAGCCACACUGA